CAUUCUGUAUUUAUUUCAUUCUUUUUAAAUUUAAUUCGUUCUUUUCUUAUAAUGUAAGAAUGUAUAAUAGCAAGACUGCCUAAACACACACACCACUAUUUUACGACUUUUAGCAGAUUGAUAAUUUGCUAAAAAUCGUAGAAUAGUGAUAUGACACCUUCUUUUCUCACCAUUUACCACCGGAAUCUCACUUGAUGUUUCCAUUUUCCGCCGUUUAGGACCUGGGGGCGCGUUUCAUGUCCAUUAGACAGCAAAGCAUUGUAAGGAUAGGAAAAGUGGGGGUAACUAGCAGUCCAUGAUUAUAUAGUCAAAGGUCGAGCCGCUGCGAGCGGUCGGUCGCGCGGUUCGACCGGUGGCGGGACUGGCUUCGACCCGCAAGGGUCGCUCGGCACAUGCAACACAGCUGUCUUAUUGUGUCCUUUUAUAUGUGUUCUUUGUUCGUUUGUCCUCAAGGCAAAGCCGUUAUUUUGGGUUUUGAGAGCGUCAGUCAGUAUUCUGCAGGCAACAUAGAAGCACGUAUCGUUACGUACAAAUUAUAAUUUCGCAUCGAAAAUGGAACAGAAAGAACCAGAGGCCCAAGCUUAUCUGGAUAAAAAGGGGACGAAGUUUAGAAGGAGUCGAUCAACUAGUAUAAAACGAAGAAAUCGUCCGCUCAAUCGAUUCGAAAUGGAGCAGGAAAAGGCCAGUACUAGCCAGUCAGCAAAGAAAUUGAAGACUGGCCAAGACAUCGAUGUAACAGUUUGUGCGAAUUUUGGGUAUCGGAUUUUGAACUUUGCCACCGUUUUUUCGGCAAUUAGUAACGUCGUAAAGUGUAAGAAAUGCAACGGUGAUGUGGAGUUUAUGGAAUCGAGCAUUCGUGGACUCGGUUUCAAAUUAGUGAUUUCGUGUAACUCCUGCGAACCAACCAGUGUCGACUCUAGUCCUCUCAUCAACAACAAAGCAUAUGAUAUAAACAAACGAAUUGUAUUCGCAUUCCGAUUGUUGGGAAUUGGUCUGAGAGGAAUAGAAAAAUUUUGUGGGAUCAUGGAUUUACCGAAAAUGAUAUACCAUUCGUUUUAUGAUACUGUCAUUGAGAAUAUUUGCACUGCUGCAGAAAGUGUAUGCAACGUGUCCAUGGAAAAUGCUGUAAAGGAGGAACAAAAAUUAACAACAGAAAUGGGAAAAGGCCCAGGUUUGACUGUUUCUGGUGACGGAACUUGGCGCAAACGAGGCUUUUCUUCGCAUUACGGCGUAUCGACGAUUAUUGGGCAUUACUCAGGCAAAGUGAUUGAUUUAAUAAUUAAAUCUUCUUACUGCAAAGCUUGUGAGUAUUGGAGUAAAACUUUGGGUACAGUUGAAUACGAGUUAUGGAAAGAAAAUCACGAAGAAGAAUGUUCCAACAAUCAUGAAGGAUCAUCUGGAAAAAUGGAAGUCGAUAGCAUAAUAGAAAUGUUUUCAAGGUCGAUACAAAAGUAUAAUGUCUGUUACACAAAUUACAUCGGAGAUGGAGAUUCAAAAACAUAUAAAGCAAUUGUUGAUGCAAAUCCAUACGAAGAAAAAGUGAUCAAAAAAGAAUGUAUUGGCCAUGUGCAGAAAAGAAUGGGCACACGACUUCGUAACGUGAAGAAAGCGAACAAAGGUCUUGGUGGAAGAGGAAAUCUAACAGAUAAGCUAAUCAACGAGCUGACAGUGUAUUAUGGUCUUGCUAUUCGAAGGUCUUCUCAUUCCAAAGACGAAAUGAAGAAAGCCAUUUGGGCAACAUUCAAGCACAAGAUAUCGACCAACGAAGAGCCACAGCAUGAUUAUUGUCCUCCCGGAGAAGACUCGUGGUGCUCUUGGCAAAAAUCAAAAGCGAUCGGCACUUUGGAUGAAUAUCAGCACAAGAUUCCUCUACCUCUAAUCGUUCAAGAUGCCAUUAGACCAAUUUAUGAGGAUCUCAGUUCAGAUGAAUUGUUAAAGCGGUGUGAAGGAGGCUUUACGCAGAAUAGUAACGAGAGCCCCAACUCCGUUAUUUGGUCAAUGGCUCCAAAAACAAAUUCAAAUGGUGCGGAGAUCGUCAAAAUUGCCAGUUAUGUUGCUGCCAGCACUUUCAACGAUGGCUAUAAAAGCAUUCUGUUGAUAAUGAAUGUGCUGCAACUAAAAAUCGGGGAUCGCUGCUACGGAUUAUGCACGGAAAUCGACAAGCAGCGUUGCGAUACCGCGGAAAUCCGAGCUCAGAAAAGCACAAAAGAGGCUCGCCAAGCUCGUAGAUCGUCUCAAAGACAGGCCCAAGAUGCUCAUACAGCUGCUGAGGGAACAUUAUAUGGGCCAGGAAUCGCUGAUUGAAGACUCGCCAUAACUGAGAUAUACCUGUAGCCAACUACGCGCGUGUUGGCGGAGGACCUCCACGGCAACAGUUGCAGCGCCGCCAUUUUGAAACAUUUUUGGCUAAAAUUUAUAAUUUACAACAUUCUUAAAACCCUAAACUACAAUGUGGCCAAGAAUAAAUAAGUUUCGUUUAAUACUUUUGAGUUUGCAGAUUUUUUAAAAAUAAGCCAAUUUUUCGAACGGUCAGGGUGGCCAGACCCCUUAACAUAAAUUUUAUUUCAUCAAAAUAUUACAACGUAUGCAUUAGCCAUCUUACCUGCCUUGUAGAGAAGAGAUUGCCAUAGUAUUACGGGACAUUUGGCCAUACAUA
Molecule: messenger RNA, 2656 nt
Organism: Vollenhovia emeryi
Lineage: Eukaryota; Metazoa; Arthropoda; Insecta; Hymenoptera; Formicidae
Exons: 2
Coding region: 553-2304 (583 amino acids)
Source: RefSeq, a predicted model, not a curated record